Molecule: messenger RNA, 702 nt
Organism: Pieris macdunnoughi
Lineage: Eukaryota; Metazoa; Arthropoda; Insecta; Lepidoptera; Pieridae
Source: the annotation of a GenBank genome assembly
AUGGAUGUAAUCGUAAAAAUUGUUGAUGAACAAAACCUUACAUCGGCGCUUAAUGGUGAUUAUAUACCAAUUUUCAAUGUUAACUUUGGAAAUACAAGUGAUGAUAUUAUAUCACAAGAGAAUGGAGUAACAAAUAUUGAAAAUAAUCUUCAGAAUUCCUUCUUUCCGAUGCUAACUAAUGAAACCGUACAAAAUGUUAUCGUGGGUUCAGAUUUUUUACAAACCGACGAUCCUUUACUGGAAACAUCAACUGGAGUGAAUAGUUCGAUAAAAUAUGAAGAUGGAGUACCUAGAGCCAGUUUUGAAGUUGGUUGUAUUCAGGGUUACGCAAAAGCAGCUGAUGCGGUAUUGCGUGUAGAGAGUGGAUUUUUAGAAGACCUUUUAUUAAAACCAAUCAAUAAAUUCUAUAAUAUGACAGAGAAGAUUCAUAAAGCUAAAUUAGAUGCAAUAUCAAGACUUGACGAAAAAUUAGGAAGAGCCACAAGUCAUAUUACCAAUUUGUUUGACGGAAAUUCAAACACAAUCAAAGACAAAAAGGAAGAACAAGGCGGUGAUGUAAAUCAUUCCGAGAAAAUUGUGAUGGAGGAUCCAGUUGCGUCUUUGGAUGUAAACUGUCCAGAAGGUUCACCUGGAGCAUUGAAUGGGUCCUGUUUACCAGACGUUUAUGUGCGGUUUAAUGAUGACAUUGGAGAUAAAGAAUAA